Caenorhabditis angaria is the source of this 1371-nucleotide messenger RNA. Lineage: Eukaryota; Metazoa; Nematoda; Chromadorea; Rhabditida; Rhabditidae. The record is from the annotation of a GenBank genome assembly.
AUGGCCGACAAAAACAACAAUGGUCCUUCGCCGAAUCUUUCGCGUGGAAUUCGCGCGAUUUUCGUCGGACCACCCGGUUCGGGUAAAGGAACUCAGGCUCCAGCAUUCGCCUCCAAAUAUUUUUCAUGCCAUUUGGCGACUGGAGAUUUGUUGAGAGCUGAAGUUGCGUCGGGUUCCGAAUUUGGAAAACAAUUGAAAGCGACAAUGGAUGCUGGAAAAUUGGUAUCAGAUGAUGUUGUUUGCAAAUUGAUUGAGAUGAAAUUGGAGAAACCAGAAUGCAAGUAUGGAUUCAUUUUGGAUGGUUUCCCAAGAACAACUGUUCAAGCUGAGAAGGUGAGGAGACAUAGUUUUGAGAAAACAUUUGGAAUUUUAAGCAUUGAAAAUCGGUAAUUUAGCUAGAUUUUGGUCACAGGUGUCAAAAAUUCUGGAAAUUUAAAAGUUCAGGAUUCAAAUUUUUUUAAAUGAAGUUUUUAUUUCCACCAGAAAAUCGGUUUCUAUAUCGCUUUUCACUCCACAAAUCAUAACCACAUUUUUGUUGCAGCUCGAUCAAAUUUUGGAAAAAAGAAAGACUCCAUUGGACACAGUAAUCGAAUUCAACAUUGCCGAUGAUUUAUUGGUUCGUCGUAUUACUGGCCGACUUUUCCAUAUUGCAUCCGGAAGAAGUUAUCAUUUGGAAUUCAAACCACCAAAGGUUCCAAUGAAAGAUGAUGAAACUGGUGAACCAUUGAUUAGAAGAUCGGAUGAUAAUGAAGAAACAUUGAGAAAACGAUUGGUUCAAUAUCAUCAAAUGGUAAGAGAUUUUUGGGAAAGAAUGGGCGGAACAUUGCAAAUUUUUGAACUGGAAAUUAAAAAAAAAUUUCUGAAGUUUGCAGAUUUCAGCUCAAUUUUCAUAAAGAUUGAUUUGAAACUCUGAAAACUAUGUUUUUUAGUGAAAAUCAGAAUAUCUCGUACGGAAAUUAUCUUUUCUGAAAUUUCUAGCAUGUUUUUCAUUCUUCUGAAUUUUCAGCUCGAGACAAGAAUUUUCGUAAUAACUUCACUAUUUCCUUAAAAUUCUAGAAAUUUAAGAAAUUUCAGUGUCUUUGUCAAAGAUUGAAACUAUCUCCCAAAAAACUUCCCAGCUUCCUCUAACUCCUCUCAUAUUUUCCAGACUAUGCCAUUAGUCGACUACUACAAAAAACACGGUGUUCAUGUCGAAGUCGAUGCCUCAAAACCAAUGGCCGAAGUCAAAACAACAAUCGAAAAUGUUUUCAGCAAUUUCACCAAAAAGGUUUGAUUUCUUAUUAGUUUCCCUGCUAAAAUUUCAGACACUUCCAGAAAUGAGAAGGUUCAAUCAGAGAAUAAUCCUUAUUUCAGCUCUUCGGUUCAAAAUAA